AAAAAAAAAACAGGAUUCGGCAUGACAUUGCCGCUUUAAUGUGCAAACAAGUAUCAUCUAACCCCUGUGCAUCUAUUUACAGAAACUAAAUAGUUGAAAACUGCAAAUUAUUACUGUUACUAUUAUAGUACAUAUGAGAAAAUCCAUAAAGUGUUACAUCCAUCUUUUAUUUUGUAUUGUAGCUGGUACAUUUGGUGAAAAUCUAACUGUUCACAAGGCGUCUGUGGCUGUCUCUGUUGGUCAAUCCAUUCUCCUGCAGACCUCGUUUACCUUGUCCCAUGAAACUCUAGACUAUGAAUUCCAGUGGGAAACUGGAGAUUAUGUGAUUGCUAAAUACACUGCAUACAAUAGCUCUUUCACUCCUCAAGGAAUCCCUACAUGGACCAAUGGAAGGACAAAAAUUUACCCAAAAUACAAAGAGCGAGUGGAAAUUUAUCCCUUGAACGGGUCUCUGUUACUGAAGAAUGUCAAGCUGAAUGACACAAGAAUCUAUAUCUUUUGUGUCUUAAAUGUUGAAAAGAAUAUACGACUUUGGGUCCAUGAAAAUUCUAAGACUCUUGGUAAGUGUUCUAAAGAUUGAGUACAAUAUACUGUAUAGCUUUGGUGUACCCCAUGGGAAAAUUAGUGGUUAUUUACUAAUCUCAGAGUGACUGAUUUCAGACUUGCCACUUAAUUGUCUACAAUACAAGCUGGGUCAGGGUACCAGAAAUCCUUAAGGGAAGAAACAAACUAGGUCAGGAUAUCAGAAUAACACAAAGUCAAAUAUAAGACAAGGUAAAUAUAAAAAUGUAACAGGAGAGAGUUACUAAGACUACUAAUGCAUAUCAAGACAGAAACCACAAUAGGACAAGAAGAAAGGGCCAAAAUUAGAGUGAAAUAGGUUCAAAAUGUUUCUGAUUGGUCCACAUUACCUCUGCGACUCCAGAAUAAUUGAUAAUGGGCGUCACCUGGAUGACGUGAUCACUUUAAGGGUGGGCGUGAUGUCAAAACUGUUGAAUUUAUAAACUUCAAGCCAUUCAAACAGGCAACAUCUAAUAUGAUGCAGGGAAGAGGAUUUCAGCCUCCAAGAACCAGCAGAGGAAACUGUUCACCGGGCCAAAAGGUAAGUAUUCCCUGUUCAGAGUGUGUGACCUGACGAGGGGAGCUGUGCGGGCUCCAGGAGCAGAUACGUUUGUACAAAUGCAACAUCUAUAGCACUGAUGCAUUCAUGUAUGAUUGCUCAGGCAAAUACUCUUAAUGGCCCCAUUCACAAAACUGUGACUUGGACUCUGUGUAAAGUGAUAUCCUUGGUAUGGCUGCUAUCUUUGUAUUGAGCAAUUACACAAAUUAGAAUUUAAAAAAAUAAAGAAUAUACUGUAUAUAUAAGAAAUAUAAGGUAAAAUUAUACGAGGGCUGGGAAAAUCACCAAAAGUGCAAUGUAUAUAGCAAUAUGUAGCAGAAAUCUAAAUGUCCAUGGACAAUGUUUACAGCUGGCUUCCCACCCAAAGAAUAAAAGUAGACGCGUUUCGACAGAAAAGUUCCAGGCUGGCUUAUGUCAAUUGUGUGCAUAUUUCUAUGUACAGAGGAGCAUUCAUUGGCUCAGAGCAAUCAACUGGUUCUCUCAGCCAAUGAAUGAGCAACACAGAAUCGUCAUCCAGCUUCGGCAGCUCUGCAGAAGCCGGAUGUUGUAAAUCUGAGGCUCGGUGCUCAGAGAGACCCAGGUAAGAGGGAAAACUUUUGCAAACUUAUUUACCCUGCUACUGGGGAAUGGUGCCAGGGUACUCCUACCAUCAUAACCAAUAGAGCAGGCUAUAGUGGAUAUGAUGGUUGGAGUCACUCUUUAAGGCUUGGCAGUCUUUUAAAGCAAAGUUGAGGUUUCUUGUUGAGGAGGAGUGAUUAAUGGUUUCCUCUUGAGCUUAAUGAAUGAAGACAAGUGACAGCAUACUGCAGAGUAGUAUAGUUCCCAAUGAGUCCUUGAAGAGGGUGGGACUUGUUAAAGGGACACUAUACGCACGCAGACCACUUAAUCUCAUUGAAGUGGUCUGGGUGGAGUGUCUCUGUCCCCCAUAGCCCUGCAGUGUAAAACAUUGCAGUCUUAGAGAAACUAUAAAUGUUUACAUUGCAGUGCUAAGACUGCCUCAAGUGGCUGUCUACAUGCAGUCUUCAUUUUACCUCCCUUCUAUAUAUAUAGGCUCAAUGAUCUGAUCCAGUGUAUUCUAGAAUGUGUAUUUAUUAUAGAAAAUUGUAUGUUGGACUCAAAGGGGAUUGCGACAGAACCAAACAAAUGUGUCACGCACAGGACAUAACACUAAAAAGAGGACACAAAAUUUGUAAUUCUUAUGAUGUUGACUGACUCUGUUGCCCCACUAAUGUUGCAGUAUUUACUCCAUCCAUAAAAUAGCUUUUGUUUGUGACCCUAUGAUGUCACACGGGAAUGUCAAUAAUGAGAUUGAUGCAAAUAAUUUAGUUCUGUUUUAUUAUUCUCCUUUUUUUCCUUUGAUGUUAUAUCUUAGUUAAUUACGGCAUACAAUUAAUUCCUAAUUCCUUCAUUCUUUUCCUAGGUGAAAUGAAAUUGCGUGGAUGGAAUGACACCAUAUUUAUUUUCCGGAUAUUAUUAUGCUUCUUCUUCGUUACUUCACUCAUUUUGAUAACCAGAUGCUUAGAUGGCUCACGCCCCUUGCUCUCUGCCAACCAUCAGCAUUCUUAAUGUACAAAGCACUAUCUGCUAAACGACUCCUUUCUGUCAAGAUAGAUUCUGUAUAAAUUGAAAAUAACUGAAAACAAGUAUGGG
This is a messenger RNA of Pelobates cultripes (western spadefoot toad), 2770 nucleotides long. Lineage: Eukaryota; Metazoa; Chordata; Amphibia; Anura; Pelobatidae. The record is from the annotation of a GenBank genome assembly.